Molecule: messenger RNA, 2403 nt
Organism: Naumovozyma castellii
Lineage: Eukaryota; Fungi; Ascomycota; Saccharomycetes; Saccharomycetales; Saccharomycetaceae
Gene: GIP4
Product: protein phosphatase regulator GIP4
Exons: 1
Coding region: 1-2403 (800 amino acids)
Source: RefSeq, a predicted model, not a curated record
AUGCUCGCUAAUGCUAAUUCGAUCGCCUCCUCAUCUUCCAUGAAUAUUUCACAACCGCUGUCGUCAUAUGACAUUAAAGUGAUCCAAUAUAAGUCAGCCCUUUAUAGAUUAACUGAUUUAACUAAUUACCUUAGCCUGUUAUCGACCAGUUUACAAAAAAAUAAGACUCAACAAAUAAUUCCAUUAAUCAAUUACAUUCUAUCCCUAUGUGACGGACACCUUUUCAACGUUCAUCCUGUAUUAAGAAAACGAUAUUUAUUAUUAUGUGAAUUCAAACCAUGCAAAAAUUUAGAGAUUGUUCCAGCAUUAUCUACCAACUUUAUUGAGUUAGAAGUGGAAUUUCCCACGAUAUCCACUGACUUAGAACUGUUCAAGCAAAAAAUAUAUGAUAAUUCACUACAAUGGAAACUAUUGUACUCGUUACAAUCCCUAACUGAUAAUGCUACUAAGAUAUAUAAUAGAAAAUUAAGGCAAAUUCGUUUGGAAAGAACAACAAGAGGAUCUCAGCCCUUCGAUAUCAAUUGCGUAAAAGAUAUCCUUCAAUCAAAGGAAAUGAGCCUUUGUUUAGACUUUGCAGUUCUGAUUAGGGAUCCUAUCAAGGAUACCACUAAUAGAGCAUUUAUUAAGUUACAAUGGCAAGUAAUGGAUAAAGUAAUAAAAUGCAUACAGGAACAAGUUUUCCCUAUCAUCCGAAUAUAUAAUAACCAGCUACAGAAAUUUUCGAGGACGAAACUUCUCUCUGAUUUACCCUGUAGGCAAUAUUCGUUGCAUAGGGUAUAUGCUACAUAUUUAAGGUUAGCGAACAUAUUGGAUAUAAUGUUUAAUCUUAUUCGACAGAUAUAUCUACCCAAUAGAGAUAGUUUGCGAGAUUUAAGAUUCAAAUUGGUGACAAAGAAUGUGAUAUCAUAUGAGGAACUCUUGAAACAAUUAGAAUCGAUUUCAGAAGCAAGAAGCGUUCCAUUAAUGGAUGAAUUGUUGAAAAUUUUGGGUAGCUAUUCGAGAAGUGAUGUCGCCAUCUUUCACGUGGAAACUAUUGUCAUACUUGAAGAAUUCAAAAAAGGACUUUCUAAGAGUAUGCUGUUGGCAAGAAAAGUCUUAAGCUUAAUAACUCAAUGGUUGGAGAUGUGGAAAUUUGGAGUCAAUAAUAAGGAAGCUCUUGAUAAAAUCUCGAAUCUAAAUGAACGACAACUAAUGAAAUUUUAUAAUGAAAGAGUGGUGGUAGAUAAAUUAACUCACCUAGAAAAAAGAAAUGCAGCUUCGAAGAUUGCUAUUUCUGAGUGCUCCUCACCGUCACCGGCAAUGGAUGAUAAUAAGAUGCGAAGGCGACUUUCUGUGAGAGUUACAUCCUCUAAUGGUGCAUCGCCUCAAAAACUUUCUCCAUUGCAAAGAAGCAGAAGUUCCUCUAUUGAACAUGGUAGUAAGUUAAUAAUCUCACCCCUUGUGCGGUCUCAACACAAGAAGGAUUUGAGAGCACCUGAUCGUUCUUCUCCAACUAUUUCGAGGAAGGGAUCUAUCGUAGACCAGUUAACCAAAGGGACUAAUGAUGAUGGGGGAGUGCCUUCUCGAAUAAGGGGGAACCGUCCAAGAUCGUCCUCUUUACAGUCUUCAUUUACUCCAAAGAAGCCGACAAGACAAAGACCUCCUCCUGAAUCGAUUGCCCAGCGGUCGAACUCUUUGGAAGCCACGGCGACUUUGAAUCAAAGGAUGAUACAGAAUACUGUAAAACACUUAAUGGUUCGUCCUAAUAGUAAGAUAUCCAAGAUGAGCGAACGUAUUGACGUGAUAUCCCCCCCUCCAUCCAUUUCCAUAGCAAAUGCAUCAUCAACAUCGACAUCCUCCUCUAGUUCUUCAAAUCAAAGUUACUCCAGUACAUCAAGUAGACCUCCAUCUCCAAUGCGCAAAAAGAAUUUAACAACUCUGAACCAUUCCAGUGCUAAACCUUUAAAGGGGAAAUACAAGACUGAAGAGACUAACAAGGAGCCUUUGCCUAAUUUUGAUGCACUAACGCUAGACUUAGAAACCGAGAUAAAGGAGGAGGUAGCUGAUAAUGAAGAUGACAGUGAGGACAGUAAUACAACUACUGAGAAAAUUACCAAAAAGGUAAGAUUUGUUGGUGUUCCUGCGUUUCAGGAGGACGAAGACCCGAUACCCACAAGGAAAGGGUGGUACAAGAAACCCCCUGUUUUGUAUUAUCCACCUAUAUCCGCCCAAAAUUCCAUGCUUAUGAAGAUUCGAUUGAGACAGGAAGGUACUGCCUUCAAAACAAGCUUAAGGAAACAGAAUAAGGAUGAUGCUGACGAUGAGGGUAAGAGGGCUCCCGUUAUACUAAGCAUGAAUGAUGUUGCCGUGAAGGAGAGUCCGACCCGUCGGCUGGCAGCCAAGUUGAGAGAAAAGCUCAGAUAA